UGGCACAGACUUACUCAGUCAGGGUUGAGUCACUUCUCACACAGCGUCUAACACACAACACAGGUUAAAAUGUGAUGUGAGAAGUCAAACUGGCAGAGGAGUGGAAUCUGACCUCCCAUCUCAAGCCUGUCACCAUGAUUUGGAAAUUGAUUCAUUUUAGUGUUCUCCUCCUCGGAGCACUCACAUCCCCAACUUCAUCUUCGCCCACCACCACCGCUAACACUGACGGAGGACCCUGUCACAUCGACAACUCCGGCCGCUCCGCAGACUGUCUGGGAAGACAGCUCGACAGUGUCCCGUGGAGACAAUUUCCAUCCACACUGGAGAACAUAGAUCUCUCCUACAAUAAACUUCAAGCUGUUCACGCUGACGACUUCCUCCGCCUCCCUCGGCUUCAUGUUCUUAAGCUGCAGUACAAUAACAUUUCACACAUUGACAAUGAUGCCUUUAAAAACAACACGCUGCUCGAGUAUCUUAACAUCUUCAAUAACUCCCUGCAGGAAAUUCCUGCCACUGCUCUGACUCCUCUUUUUAAUCUGAAAGAGCUCUACAUGUCCAAUAACCUUUACAGACAUGCCACUUUGGAUGAGAGCUUCUCAAGAUUUGGCAAACUCCAGGUUCUGUCUAUGGGGGGCCCUCUGGUGGCGGGUCUGAGGAAAGCUGAUUUUCAGGCCCUGAAGAACAUCCAGUUACAAGGCUUUGCUAUCAAAUGUUCCUCCAAUCUGAGUUAUUACGAGCCCGGAAGUUUAAAGGUCAUCCAGACAAAGCAGAUGGGCUUUGAUGUGGCCAUAGAUCAACAGCCAAACGCUCUCCCUCACAUGCUACGUGACCUCGCCAGCAAGACCUUUAGCGUCAUCCAGUUCCGCAACCUCUUUGAGUUCAUGUACUACAUGGGAAAAGAGGACAUUUUCCAGGGUUUAAAAGACAUCACAGCCCAUCAGCUCAUCUUUCACAGAGGAAAAUACAAUGAGAAUCUCAUGAGGAUGGCUUUAGUGAACUUACAAGUCGCCCCGAUCAAAAGGUUGAGACUUCAGUACAUCGACUUCGCCCGGUCACCCACAUUUGUUGAUAGCGGAGCAGGUUCCAGCAUCACAGAGCUCGCACUGGAUAAGUUGGAUCUUUGGUAUAUCAGCAAUCCUGACGUGCUGAGAUUCGACUGGCGCUUCACCUGGUUCAACAAGAUUAAGGAACUGUCUAUUCAGCAUGUCUACUUCAACUCGGUGCCUUGUGAUGCCUGGGUGGAGAUGGCAGGUGUAGAGUCUCUAGAUGUCUCCAACAACCGGCUACAGAACGAGUACAUCUUCAACCAGCGGUGCGAUUACAGGGGCGCCAUGCCAAAUCUUCACACCUUCAAAAUGAGCACCAAUGACUUGACCAGCUUAAAAGACUUGUCGUCUCUAACUAGGGAGUUCCAGCAGCUGCAGGUGUUGGAUUUUAGCAACAACAAACUGGGAUCUGCUGAAACUAGUCAGGGCUGCGUUUGGCAGAAAAAUAUCACUCGGCUCAUCGCUCACCACAAUGAGUUUGUAAGUGUAGCCCUGCAUUGUCUGCCCACCACAGUGCACUACCUGGACCUGUCCUACUGCAACCUGGACCAGCUGGACAUGACGUACUUUGAGAAAGCCACCAACCUGAAGGAGCUCCUGCUGAGUGGGAAUAAAAUCAAGUUCAUCCCAUCUAAGUGGACGAGUCCAUCCCUGCAGUCACUGGCUUUGGAUGGAAAUUCAUUUGGUCUGAUUAGCAAAGCUUCCUUCCAGGACAUGCCUCAGCUGUCCUACCUGAUGGCAGGGAACAAUCCCUACCACUGCACUUGUGAGCUCCAUGCUUUCAUCGAGGACACGAUCUCAAAGGGGAAGGUGAACCUCACAGACUGGCCUCAGAACUACAGGUGUUACCACCCAGAGGCCCUGCUCAACACUGUCGUAUCCAAAUUCCUCCCAGGUCAGGUGGCGUGUGAUAUCAGACUGGUGAUCAUCAUCUGUGUCGCAACCACCACAGCUGUGAUCUUGAUACUGAUGCUGAUUUGCUAUAUUUUUGACCUCCCGUGGUACACUAAAGCCACCUAUCAGAUCAUCAGGGCCAAGUACAGAGCUCACAAGGAGAAGGCGACAGGGGAACUGGGGGCUUUUGCUUAUCAUGCCUUCAUAUCCUACAGCCACUGUGAUGCAGACUGGGUGAGGGACCAGCUCCUGCCCUGUUUGGAGAACAACAGGAACCCCUAUCGUCUGUGUAUUCAUGAGAGGGACUUCAUGCCAGGAAGGUGGAUCAUCGAUAACAUCAUUGAAAACAUCGAAAACAGUCGAAAGGUAAUAUUUGUCCUCUCCCGGCACUUUGUUAACAGCGAGUGGUGCAACUAUGAGCUGUACUUUGCUCAGCAGAGAGCGAUGGGAAAGACCUUCAGUGACGUCAUCCUCGUGGUGAAGGAGCCCAUUGAUCCCAGCUCUUUGCCCAGUAAGUACUGCAAGCUCAAGAAGAUGCUGAGCACCAAGACGUACCUGGAGUGGCCCCAGCAGGCCAACCAGCAGGCGUUUUUCUGGGAGCAGCUGAGAAGUGUCCUGGGCAAGCCUGCAGCAACCCAAAGGGGGAGGUUCAGUGUGAAGAGCAGAACCUCAUCUGUGGGAGGUGUUUCUGUGAUUGGGCCCCCUGUGGAGGACAGGAGGCCAGAGGUGGGGGACACUAAUGCAGACAAAGAAGCAGCACUCGAGAACAAAAUCAUUAAGAGGGAUAACGAUGAGCUGUUGAACCAGAGACAAAUCCCUAUGGUGGCAUUUUGACCAAAAGGUUAGGAAAAAAAAGAUCCAUUUCUUCAGUAUUGCCUCAAAGUCUGAACUCAGUUAACCUUUUGUGUGUGGGUUAUGCCAAAGCUGGGAGCAAAAGCCAACGUCUCAUUAUGAUGACAAAACAUGAUCCCCCGCCUGCCUGUGGCAUUCUGUCAUGUUAUCCCCAAAGGGGCGAGCUGAUGCCCUCUGCUCCGCUCUCCCUCUGAGCGUCUCAGGCUGGGUGCCCAGCUGACAGCCGCUGAAAGGCCAGAAACUCAACGGCUCAAAUGAGAUCUCCCAUGUUGCACUCUGGAUAACAAGCGAGGUGCCAGGAAGAUGUGGUGACAAGGGCCACAUUGUGAAAGGGCCGUGCUCUGUUACACGCUCGGCCCUCAGAGAUAUCAGAUCAUAAGUGUUCCAACUCUGAUGUUCCAGAGCCGAGUCAAAGGCCACACGGGAUAUACGAUACCAACACUUCACAGGAAUACAAUGUGUUUGGGGAAUUGGAAAGAUAAAAUCUAAAUCAACAGCGAACUUUGGAUUCAGCACUCAAUGCUAGCUCUUGAGUAUUCACACUUUUUCUUUUUCUUUUAUUUAACCAGAAGGGUCCUACUGAGGAACAACAUCUCCUCUGCCAGCAAGUCCUGGUCAAGAUGGGCAGCAAAUAAAACGCUUACAAAUACAAGAACAAACAUACAAAACACAGCAGACACAAAACAUACAGGAAUCAAGGGCUUUAACAGGAAUCAUGGAAAACGGUGAUGCUUGAUCAAAGCAAUGAUUUUGUUCCUUAAACGUGCAAUAUGUAAUUUUCUGCUGCUAGGGGUCUCAAACCAAAACAAUAACAGAAGACGGAGUUGGAUGACGUCACGAAGUAGCGUGGGAUCAUGGGAGUUGUAGUCAUAUAACAGAUACAGAUCUUAGUUAGCUGUACAGUUAGCGAUGGCUUCUCCCUCUCUGCUGCUCUCUCUUGCUCAGUGCGUCUUAUGUUUAGCUAUUCCUCUGCCUCUUUUAUAAAUGCAGUUCAUUUACCAGCAUCAGCUCAGCAUUAUAGAAACCUAUCGUUAGAUGUUGUGGUUAGCCAGCCUCCGCUCCACACCGCACCGC
Molecule: messenger RNA, 3866 nt
Organism: Epinephelus lanceolatus (giant grouper)
Lineage: Eukaryota; Metazoa; Chordata; Actinopteri; Perciformes; Serranidae
Gene: tlr18
Product: toll-like receptor 18
Biological process (GO): inflammatory response; immune response; toll-like receptor signaling pathway
Cellular component (GO): plasma membrane
Molecular function (GO): protein binding; transmembrane signaling receptor activity
Source: RefSeq, a predicted model, not a curated record